Messenger RNA from Arachis duranensis, 707 nucleotides. Its product is annotated as PHD finger-like domain-containing protein 5A. Gene Ontology annotation, biological process: mRNA splicing, via spliceosome. Gene Ontology annotation, cellular component: catalytic step 2 spliceosome; precatalytic spliceosome; U12-type spliceosomal complex. The record is from RefSeq and is a predicted model, not a curated record. Lineage: Eukaryota; Viridiplantae; Streptophyta; Magnoliopsida; Fabales; Fabaceae. Bases 190 to 522 code for a protein of 110 amino acids. The transcript has 2 exons.
CUCAACACCGCUUAUUCUUAUGUGUUGCACGGCAAAAUUUUUAAUUUUUCAUGUUCGUGUUCAUUUACUAUAUUUGUUUUAGCAUAAUGAUUUUUGUUUAAGCUUGAUCUCUAUGAUUCUGGAUUAAGCAGUUCAUCAUUUUGGUUAGAGGUUAUCUAUAUACUCGCCAUCUAGUAGGGUGUUGAGAAUAUGGCCAAGCAUCAUCCUGAUUUGAUUAUGUGCCGAAAGCAGCCAGGAAUUGCCAUUGGACGACUUUGUGAGAAAUGCGAUGGCAAGUGUGUGAUUUGCGACUCUUACGUGCGUCCUUGUACACUUGUCCGGGUUUGUGACGAAUGCAACUAUGGCUCAUUUCAGGGCCGCUGCGUCAUAUGUGGAGGGGUGGGAAUAUCUGAUGCUUACUACUGCAAGGAAUGCACACAGCAGGAGAAAGAUAGGGAUGGCUGCCCCAAAAUUGUUAAUUUAGGAAGUGCCAAAACCGAUUUAUUCUAUGAACGCAAGAAGUAUGGUUUUAAGAAACGAUGAUGGUGUAAGAGUGAGAUAUUUUAAUCUGUCUAAAACUGUUUUGUAUGUACUUCCUGAGAUAUCAUAUUAGAACCGUUGGAGUUGAGACUUUGAGCAAAGAACUAUAUUUUCUUAUGCAACUGUUGGUGAUGUAAGUGCAUAACUUGUUUACUUGGAUCAUGCAAUUAAUGGAAUGAUUUGAACAA